Molecule: messenger RNA, 10074 nt
Organism: Nothobranchius furzeri (turquoise killifish)
Lineage: Eukaryota; Metazoa; Chordata; Actinopteri; Cyprinodontiformes; Nothobranchiidae
Product: solute carrier organic anion transporter family member 3A1
Biological process (GO): sodium-independent organic anion transport; transmembrane transport; prostaglandin transport
Cellular component (GO): plasma membrane
Molecular function (GO): protein binding
Source: RefSeq, a predicted model, not a curated record
GAGGGAACGGCGCACCGCUACGCUGCAGACUCCGUCAUCCCGACACGCUUCGCCUACGUAUUUAAACCUAAUGAGUGUGACUUUCACAGGCCACGGGCAGACUGUCUGACGGACUGCGCGUAAAUCUGACUAGACAGCGGCGCUGUGACUCAACAUUUCUGCCGUGAUUCCGAUCUUCUUCUGCAGUGGGACCACCCGUUACUCGGUACCAGAUGUUCUCCGCCAGACCAGACCUGCUCCGUUUGAUGCCGCCCAAGCCGACCGGAGCCUGAGCAGAAGGAUGCAGGUUAAAACCCAGAUCUGCUCGGAGAGGAACAGCUCGGACGACCCGGAGCAGGAUGAUAACGAGAAAAAGAUCUCUUGUUUUUCCAACAUUAAGCUUUUCCUGCUGGCGGAGUGCGCGCUCAUGUUGGCACAGGGCACUGUGGGCGCAUAUCUGGUAAGUGUUCUGACCACUCUGGAAAGACGUUUCAACCUCCAGAGUGCCGAUGUGGGUGUCAUUGCUAGCAGCUUUGAAAUCGGCAACUUGGCCCUCAUCCUGUUCGUCAGCUACUUUGGGGCCAAGGCCCACCGGCCUCGUCUGAUUGGCUGUGGUGGGAUUGUCAUGGCGUUGGGGGCACUGCUUUCAGCUCUGCCAGAGUUUCUGACUCAUCAGUACGAGUACGAGGCAGGGGACUCAUGGCAUGCUGAGGACGGCAGGGACAUCUGCUCAAACAAAUCCAGGUCAGAAAAUCGAGACUCUGGGUUUAACUGCAGCAACCGCUCCAACACCAACAUGAUGUACCUUCUGCUGAUCGGAGCCCAGGUUCUGCUCGGUAUUGGGGCCACGCCCGUCCAGCCUUUAGGAGUGUCUUACAUUGAUGACCAUGUCCAUAAGAAGGACUCUUCAUUGUAUAUAGGUAUCUUGUUUUCCACACUGGUGUUCGGCCCGGCUUGUGGCUUCAUCCUCGGUUCGGUUUGUACCAAAGUCUACGUUGAUGCCGUCUUCAUCGACACCAGUAAGCUGGACAUCACCCCGGAUGAUCCCCGUUGGAUUGGGGCGUGGUGGGGGGGCUUCCUCCUUUGCAGUGCCUUACUCUUCCUGUCGGCCCUCUUCAUGUUUGGCUUCCCCCAAGAGUUGGAUGAGCAGGACACCGUUGGAGGUGAGAGUGAACAGGCCAUGCUGCCUUCCUCCUUGUCCCAGGAGAGCCAGGACUCUAAAUCCAACGGAGCCUUCCGGGGCUUUGAUAUCAACAGUGGACUCUCCGUCUGGGAGCAUCUCAGAGUGAUCCCUCGGGUAACCAGACACCUCCUCUCCAACCCCGUGUUCAGCUGCAUCACGCUGGCCGCCUGUAUGGAGAUAGCUGUGGUUGCUGGUUUUGCCGCUUUUCUGGGUAAAUACCUGGAGCAGCAGUUCAACCUCACCACCUCCUCAGCCAAUCAGCUGUUAGGUAUGACUGCCAUCCCCUGCGCCUGUCUGGGCAUCUUCCUCGGGGGGCUCCUGGUGAAGAAGCUGAACCUUUCGGCUCUGGGUGCCGUCCGCAUGGCCAUGCUGGUCAACCUGGUGUCCACCGCCUGCUACAUCUCUUUCCUCUUCUUGGGCUGUGACACAGGACCUGUUGCCGGGGUCACCGUGGCCUACAGCAACGAGACUCUGCGGUCCUGGCAGCAGCCCGAGUCUGCCUGCAUCAGUAACUGUAACUGUUACACUGCUUCAGUGAGUCCCGUUUGUGGAUCCAACGGCAUCACUUACAUGUCAGCGUGCUUCGCCGGCUGCACCAAACCGAACCUGAGCAGCUGCGCGUGUGUGUCCAGCUCCGGCGAGGAUGCUGUGGCUUUACCGGGAAAGUGCCCAAGUCCCGGCUGUCAGCAGGCCUUUCUCACCUUCCUGUGUAUUAUCUGUGUGUGCAGCAUGAUUGGAGCCAUGGCUCAGACUCCCUCUGUCAUCAUCCUCAUCAGAACUGUGAGCCCAGAGCUUAAAUCGUACGCUCUCGGAGUUUUGUUCCUGCUCUUAAGGCUGAUAGGCUUCAUCCCUCCUCCUCUGAUUUUCGGGAUGGGCAUCGACUCCACCUGUUUGUUCUGGAGCUCAGUCUGCGGAGAGAAGGGGGCCUGCAUGCUGUACGACAACGUGGCCUACAGGCACUUGUACGUCAGCAUCGCCAUCGUCCUCAAGUCGUCGGCGUUCGUCCUGUAUGCCACCACAUGGCAGUGUCUAAGGAAGAACUACAGGAGGUACAUCAAGAACAGCGAUGGGUACCUGACGCCCACCGAACUCUUCGCCUCCAACGUGACUCUGGACAAUUUAGGCAAGGAGAUUACCCAGAAUCCGGCCAACAGGACAAAAUUCAUAUACAAUCUGGAGGACCAGGAGACAAGUGACAACAUGGAGUCCGUUUUAUAGUGCAACCAGGAGAUAUUCAUGUCGGUGUUGCAUCUGUCUGUGGCAUCGUCUGCUUUAAGGGUUGUAGAUUAUUUCCUCCCAAACAUCAAACCUAACUUAACACACGGAGAGAUGCUUCACAAAGUGCUCCGUCCAAGUUUGUAAUGAGAAUCAUAGCUGGCUUAGAGAGUUGACCUGAGGUCAUGUGUCCCCUCUGACAGUUACAUAAGAUUGAUGGCAUCAAAAGCAUCAAAUAUGGUCAUUUGUAUAACUUCAAGAGGAUAUAGUACAUCAGGUUGAGACUGCUACAACUUUACCAGAUGAGUUGCUUCCUUCAGUGUUUCUCAGGCGCGGAAAGAAAACACAAAAAUUACUCCUAACAUACUUUUGUCACUUUGACGUAGUGCAGUCCAGACCGUUCUAGUAACUAGAUACCAGCCUGAUGGGAGCCCGUCUCUCCAGUCAGCUUCCACUCAGAUCAAAACUAGUUUAUGACUAAAAAACUAAACAGUCUGGAGCAUUGGCAAGCACUUUGUCUUAAUACUAAAUUCACGAGUGUUGUAAAGUGACAAAAAUGGAAUGCUGGAAUGCUAAGGGGUUAAUCAAUAUUUGACCUUUUCCAGGCAAAUUUUGUUCCUCAUUUCUGUGUAAAAGUUAUGAAUGAUUAGUUUGCGACCUGUAGAUGGAGCCCUGAACAGCCAGAAGGCCUAAAGCCUGGUUUAUGCUUCUCCGUCAGCUCCACAAGGGACAGACACGCACGGAUUGACAGAAGCGUGUUGCUCUCAUACUUCUUCGUCUCCUGGGGAGUGUUGCAAAGCAAUUCCUCGGCAGGACAACAGAGGGCGUAGCGCUGUUCUGUGGUAUCCUGUCAUGUAUCGGUCCAAGAUCGUGUGUUUAUAUCGUGUUUUUUGUGUACAUAAGAGACUUUUAACACGGACAUAUUUGUCUCUCAUUCUCCCACCUCUUCAUGCGCUCCCCACCUCUAAACCCACAUUUCCUGUCAUUUCCGUCCACAAAUAAAACGCUUGCUGCGCAUCUUUUCACUCCUCCAGUCACCGGAGGAUGAAACGUUCAUAUUUUUAGAGUUUUUUCGCGAGGUAUUCUUCAAGCUUCUCCGUGUCUGCCGCUAGUUAUCCUCGGUUCUCUUUGCAAUGGCGGCACUGUAAACAACAGCGGCGUCCUGACCAAUCACAAGCUUGCGUAAUCCGUCUCGUUCGAUGGAUGUUUAAAAAAGUGGGCUCGACUCCGUACGUACUUGCAUGCCCUACGCAAGGACGGAUAAUGGCGUUGCGUGUCUCCGCACUGACGCAGACGGAGAAGCAUAAAUCAGGCUUUACAGCCAGGUGAAGCAGUGAUGUGGACCCAGAAUCUGGUGGUUUCCUUGGGCCAAACCUUUAAUUAUGCAGGGAGGACUGAUUACUGGUUGGUGUCAAGGUUUAAAUACUAACAUUGCUUUGAAGUUUAGAACACGUGUAGUCUUGUACUAGCCGUUAGCUCAUCAGUCCUGUAGGACGAUGUCUGUAAAGUGAGAUGCACGUAUUGCUGAGUGAGGGCAGUUGGGCUGGUGGAUCACAAGAGGGAAAUGAAUAGAAAAGACAACUAAUAAAAAAUGGACAAUGAAAGGUCCAAACUAAAACUCACCACAUUCUGGGGACAGUUAAGGAAGCUGUCAAUAAACUGAUAAAAAUGUUGCCUAAACACAAAGAAACAGAGAUCAUAACCAAUGGAAUAAAGCAAAGAAAAGCUCCACAUCACCAUGCCGAGGCUGUUCAGGAGAAGAGUUGUAAUUAUUUAUCACUUUUACACAGAAACACACCUCAGGAAUGUCCUGUUAUAGUAGGGAACUAAUAAUCAGUGGAAAAUAAUCCCCUUAGUCAAUUUCAUCCAUGCAGGAAAAAAUGCACAUUUUACCAGGCAGAAUUCAAACUUUAAACUAGACGUACCUAAAAACCAGCCAACAACAAUCAGAACUGUGCAUCAGCCUUCUGAACCAGGAACGCUGCACUUAACCGAUUUACUUUAAAUCUUAGGACUCUUGCUCAAAGUGAAGUAUCGUGCUGCAGACCCUUUAGGACAACCACAACCUGGACAUUUUGCUUAGAUGGUUUCCAAACCACAGGUCUGACUCACCACCAAAAUAAUGUCACGGGAAACGUAACGCCGUAAGCAAAUCGAUUAACUUCAGGGUGUGAUUGCCCCUGCAUGGAUCACACAGCAGCACGACGUUAAGCAGGGGGCUGUUUUGAUGGGAGAGUCCUCAGCCAGGAGAGAGAACCUGAAGGUACUCCAGACACCAGCUGGGAGCUGUCGGUGUCACAAAUUAACACGCAUGCUGUGGAUGCAUGCAAAUAAAAAUCAGUAUGAGGUGACAGAGCUGCUCAGGCUCUGUGGUUAAACACGUUAGAGGCCUCUGACUUCUGUUUAUGGCUAGAGAAGAGCUUUAUAAUGCAUACUGCAUUGAGAUGUUGACGGUUAAUAUUUUAUUAUGCCGACUCAUAAUCACUCACACUGAAGUGAUUCUUGUUAUUUUUCUUUAUUGAAGUUUACAUCCUGCACAUAUAGAUGAUAUAACCCGGCUUAUUCUGUGAGAUUGUUACAUGGUUUUUUCACAUCAAAAGCUCGUUAAUGCCACAGAUCUGAUUUGCUAAAUGUUGAAAGCCUUCAGCGUGUGAAGGCCGUCAGAAGAUGGAUUUAAAGUUAAGAGUGUUCCUUUGCUUGCAACAGUAUGGAUGCAAGAGCUCUGUGGUUAGGAGAAGGUCCAUCCUGGUUCUGUCCGCCUCUACAAAGGAUUCUUCUUUUGGGUUUGCUUCAUACAUAAACUAGAGAGUAGAAACAGGAGCUUUUUGUUUUAGAUGAGUUUCUAAUCCUGCCAGCAAACGCACAUGAUUCCCGCAACACUGAAAGCUCGCCAGGGUGUUUUGGUGGGUAAUGAGGUUAACAGGAGGCGGUAAUGAGCUGACUUUGAAGGUGCUGGCAGGAGGAGUUUUGCUUCCUGAAACGGCCAUGCUGAUUUCACAGCUCAAAACAAACCCCUGAAAAUAUUCAAAUGUUCCUUUGAGCUCACAAAGUCCUACCGUUGGGUUUUGGAGGGGUAUGCCACUUUCUGUGUUUCGAGUUUCUACCAAAGUAUUUAUUGCAAACAUUUCUAUAACUGGAAUCUAAAAAUGAAAACAUCUUAGAAGUGAAAAUAGAGACACGGAGAGAUUUGUUGGUAUGGUUGAGUUUUGGACAGAAAGCUCCGGAAAAGUUUCAAACUGACUGAAGUAACGAUGAUUAAAGAUUCCCUGAGAGAAUCAGCUAAUGAUAAUCAGACCUAGCUUUUGAUUUGUGGUUUACCAGAAAAAACAUUUAAGGGGCCUUCUCAUGGAAAAUCCACUUUUUUGAGCUUUUUACCAUGUGAUAUUGUUAUUUCCUCAUGAAAACAACCCCCAAACCCGUUUUGGGCUACAUUCAUGCAUUUUCCCGUAUCAGCAGCACGUUUAGAGUUUUAGUUAGAAAAUUCCAAAAAGUCUGAAAGAAAACUAAUUGCGUCAUCGGGCAUUUCUCCUCUUAUGGUGGUUUAGGUUCUGAAACCUGGAUAUUUUGUGAAUAUUCUGACAAAUUCUGCAUUGAGGAUAAAUCCGUCGUAAAAACGCACCCUGUCCACAAAGAUUCAUGUGAUGGCCAGCACAGGACCAGUGUUAGGCGACUAUUGUUUUUCAGCAGAUUUGGUGCACACACCGGUGCGCCGCUUCUCAGACCUAAAAGUUUCCAACAUCAUAGAUGAGCUUCAGACGGCAGGUUUUGUUGUCCUAUUUCCUGAUAUUUGGACAUCUCACCCUGGAUUGGAUACUAGCAACGUGGAUGUUUUAUCUCCACAAAUUAUACAAGCCAGGAGCUUCUGCUGUGUGGUGGUAUUGCUAAUGCUAACGAUUAGCUUCAACUAGCCGAGACGUUCGCUGCUGUUUCCUGGACAUUAAAACAACAACAGCCUUCCCCGUUGUGAGUCAAAAUGAGUGAGUCUAUGAAUAGCUGAACAUCAUCCUCCCCUAACCCUCCCUCCAGCCGACAUACAGCAUCAUAUUCAGAAUAUUGGCGCCGGUGUCGGUACAGGAUCGGCUCGGGGUCCUUCGACUGCAGAUGACGUUAAAGUAGUUGAUUGGCUGAACAUGAAGCUUACGGAAGUUACGUUAUCACGUCAUGAUUUUGAUUGGUCAGAACAAAUUAGCGGUUGUAGUCCUGUAGUUCAAAAAUCAACACUUUUUGGAGAAAAUAUGUUUGAAUUUCUAAAGGAAAUGUAAAAUAUAAGCAAAUGAUAAACGGCGACCCUCAACAGUUCUUGUUGUUGAUGAAAUGGGGCAAAAUAAAAUAUAAGAACUUUAUUGAAAGGCACCAAGCAAUAUUUUGAGUCAAAGAAUGUAUUUAGAUAACAACUAAGGAAAUAUACAGACAAACUCCACAUUAAUACAAACAGAUAUGGCUUCACGUAUAAGAACUGUUCUGUUUUUUGUCAGUCCGAUGUUGGUUUCAUGCAGUUUCACAUUCUUUACAAAACAAAGAUAAUAUGGUGUUUUAUUAACAAAUUACAAUUAUAAAGAAACCAUUUAGGUGUUAACAAACAAGAAUUUAUUAACAAAACUGCUGAUGUCUUUCCAAAACGUAUGUGUGAACGCCGAGUAAAUUUGCAGUCAUGUGACGUCAUCAGCAGUCGAAGGACCCCGAGCCGAUCCUGCACCCGAGCAGAUCCUGUACCGACAACGGCACGCACAUCUAACUAUGAAACCCAAGACCAAAUCACACGGUCCCAGCACCCGGGCCCUCCAAAAUGUUCUCAAUAAUGAUUCAAACAGCACUGUGACUGUUUUAGUCCCUUUAGAGGAGCAAACUGACUAAUUACAAGGGUGAAGACACCUUUGAUGCUGAUUAUGACACACCUCAUCAACUUGUUCAACUUGUCUCUAUGGUCUAGUUAUUUCCACUCUUCCCGCAAUCAUAGAUACCAUACUAUACCGUACCAUACCAGUUUAUUCAUCAAGCGCGUUUAAAAACAGCAUGUGAGCUGACCAAAGCACCUCACAGGUCAUGGUAAUUAUACUAGACCAACAAGCCAUUACAACAAAGAAUAAAACAAUAAAUAUACAACAAAGGACAUCCAAUAAGCCAAUUGAAAUAGUCAGUGAAACCAGAUAAAAUACUAAUAAAACGAUAACAAAAGGCUAAAAUAUUGCAUAGUGGAGAUGCAUGAAUCAAUAUAAGAUAAAAAAAACAACCUAAAAGUUAAAGUGACAGUGUGUAUUUUCCCUGGCGAUAGGGGGCAGUACAUCCCUAAAUCACUGCAAACAAGCAGUAUUUUUGUGUUCAAAUAAGAUCUUACCAACAGAUGGCCAUUAGGGUCAAAAAUCCCUGGGAACACAACCUCCAGCAAAAUAACAAGAUCAUCAGACUUCCUUUCGUCACUGGCAAUGAGUGAAGAGGUAAAUGUGUAACACAAAGUUUAUUAAUGGUGAAAGUUUUGUAACCGUUUGUUACAAAUAAGUAAAUGCAUUUUGUCCUCACGGGCUUCCGUAGAAGGAAACAUGGCAUGCAAUAUGGCGUCGCCCAGAGACUUAGAACCGCUCAAUGUAUUUUAGAACAGAUUUUUAAACAACUGGGCAUCUUUAAAUUAAAUUACAACAUCUCAAUAGAUAUUUCCAGAGAUUAAUGGUAAAAACUACACAAUGUCACUUUAAAAAGUAAAACAUGACCCAGUUCAUGAUUUAAAAGAGAGAUCAUAAAAGUGGGUUUUAAAAAUUGCAACUGUAGGUGAUUGGCAGAUUGUGAUGGGCAUUGUGGGUUUACAGAGAAGCAGGCGAUCAGCCGACCGCUGUGGGCGCAUUGGCACAUAUGGCUUAAGCUCAUUAUUUUAGUGCGGGCCAAUUGCAUUUGUUUUUAAGUUACAGGUCAAACUGGAAAAAAUGAGAAUAUAGUGCCAAAGUCAAUUUUUGUCAGUUAUCCAACUUAGACAGAGAGACCAUCUAAAGGCUCAGGAACCAUUUGUAGAUGUUUUAGAUGCAUUAGCUGAUUAGAGUGUGACACUUUCAUCAGCUGUAAGCCAUAAUCAUCACAAUUAUAACAAAUAAAGGCAGAAAUAUCUGGGUUUGCAUGAAAUGAGUCUAUCUUAGUUUCACCUUUAAGUUGAAUUACCGAAAUUAAAACACUUUUGCACUACAUUCUCAUUCUUUUACCUGUAUUCUGUUGAACCACAAUUCAAAAACGGCAUCUGAUCUUUAUUAGUUGAUAUUCAUGAAAAUAUUUACAAUUUUUUAUUUGCUCACUUUCAAAUAAUUCCAGGUUUUUCCUUCAGUAUCAACAAUUUAAUUCAGAUGAAGUGGUCAAAACACAGCAACAGUAGUUUCCUGUUUAUGACCAGACCUAAACCUAACCAGAGUCUGAGUGUAAAUAUACCAGGAUACUUCAGAGAAAUAUGAAUUAUUGAAGAUGUUCUUAGUUUCUUCCAUCAGCUGAUGCAUAUAAGGAAAACAAAACAGUAGGAAGCACAGGUGAGUUGGAAAACUAAAAAGAUAGUUUACCUCGAACAGGUGUUGUCUCAGAUAUCAUCAUGACGAGUCCUAGUGUUUUGUUGGUAGCAGUGCCAAAGUGACACCUUCAAAGUGUUCUGCUCUCUGUUACCUUCCCGCAGCGACCCCCACAUUUCAAGUGUGUCCUAAAACGUGUAGAAACUAUUGUACAUGAGACUAAAGAGCAGCACCAUGUGACACUUAAUAACUGUUAAUAUUUAGGACUUUUCUACCUGUGCAGGUCAUGUCUUUGCUGCGCAUUGCAGUCAACACUUAGAAGUGACACUGAUGUUGGGCGUGCCUUGUACAAACAAAACCGUGAUGCAGAAAAUCAGCCAGACUUCAGUCGCAGUUCUCCUCUGAGUUGUUUCUGACAGCAGAUGUGUGCCAUAUCAACAGCAACACUCAACAAUAAUUAAAGAAGUAAAUAAGAACAAUGUAAAAAAGCAGCAGAUACAUCGUAGGCGUGUCAGAUGUGCUGGCGGCAGGUGCAACUGCACUCGCUUGACUUUUCCUUUUGACCUGCGGCCAUGGGACUGUUUUCUCUUGGAGCUUACACGUGCUUGAGACGUUUGCCUUGUGAUGAGAAAAUAAUUUUAGAGUAGAAAUGUUUUUUACAUCCUGAUUUUCUCAUUAAUCUCUUGAUGGCCUUGCUUGGUGGUUGACUUUACAGUGGAACUUUAGUGAUAGAUUAUUGGCAUAUGAAGAGUUUACUACCCAAAUAUUUUAUCAGAAAUGUUCCAUUUCACUGUUUUAUUUUAUAUAUGGUCAUAGAUUUUAUUAUUGUGAGUUCAAGAGUAGAAAACUCUUCAUAAACAAGUGAUCGUUGGUUUGAGCAUCAGCAUGUUGCCUUUGAUUUAAGUGAAACCUUGAGCUAACCAUGUUGGCGAUGGUUUACAAUCAGCAUGUCUGCUUAUAUUCCAGCUGGUAUUCAGUGUUGACUUUGAAGACUGUUUGCAGGAGAUCUGUAAAAAGCAGAAGUGUGCUGAAAUAAGAAAAUAUUGCCUAUAUUUUCAAAGCUUCAAUUAAUAUUUUUAGAUACUCCCUCUGAUUUCUCUGAAGCUAUUUUCUUUUAUUUCGUGAGUUUAUAUUUAAAAGCUUUAAUUUCUGUAUAUAUUUGAGAUGAAAAGAUGAUUGUAUGUUUAUUGUAAAUACAUUAAAUAUAAUAUUUUCCUUUUC